Dufourea novaeangliae is the source of this 402-nucleotide messenger RNA. Its product is annotated as longitudinals lacking protein, isoforms A/B/D/L-like. The transcript has a single exon. The coding region runs from base 1 to 402 and encodes 133 amino acids. The record is from RefSeq and is a predicted model, not a curated record. NCBI's taxonomy places the organism in Eukaryota, Metazoa, Arthropoda, Insecta, Hymenoptera, Halictidae.
AUGGCGAAGAAACAAAUGGCGGAGAACGCAGCCACGGAGCUGGAGAGUAACGAGAACGAUCAGGACAUCGAUGGCUGCGCGAUCGAGCCAUUCCUGGAUGAGAAGAUGUCGGAGAAAACGUCGGAGAAGGCGUCGGAGAAGACAUCGGAGAAGAUGUCGGAGAAGACGUCGGAGAAGAAGAUGGCCGACGCUAGUGGAAACCAAACGGCCCUAGGAACUCGCGAUUCCUCGGAGUACUCUUGUCCACGGUGUGGAAACGCUUAUUUGAGGCUUCAUUCGUUAAACAGGCAUAUUAAGUUCGAGUGUGGCGUCGAACCACGAUUCGAGUGUCCUGUGUGCCACAAGAAGUCGAAGCACAAACACAACUUGAUCUUGCACAUGAGGACGCAUCAGAAGCCUUAA